This is a messenger RNA of Oncorhynchus mykiss (rainbow trout), 1554 nucleotides long. Its product is annotated as nuclear migration protein nudC. Lineage: Eukaryota; Metazoa; Chordata; Actinopteri; Salmoniformes; Salmonidae. The record is from RefSeq and is a predicted model, not a curated record. Gene Ontology annotation, biological process: protein folding. Gene Ontology annotation, cellular component: cytoplasm.
UUCUCUUAGAAACAAGGCGGUGCUUGUUUCCAGGAAGUAGUACAGCAACGUGACUUUACAUUGCUCCCUGUUGCUGCUAGCCUGUCCGUUUCAAAUUAUAUUUUCAAACAAGUUUAUAUAUAUAUAUAAGGAUAUAUAUAUAUAUAUUAGAACAGAAAAUGGGUGAUGAUGAAAAGUAUGACGGGAUGUUGCUUGUUAUGGCACAACAGCACGAAGGAGGUGUACAAGAGUUAGUAAACACGUUUUUCAGCUUCCUCCGGCGUAAAACAGACUUCUUUACGGGUGGCGAGGCAGGUGCACCAGAGAAGCUGGUGAAGGAGUCGUUUGCCCAACACAGCGGUCUUGCCCUGAAGGCCCACAGAGAGAAGGAGAAGAGACAGGAGAAGGAGAAGAGAGAGAAGGCAGAGAGGGCUGCUAAGCUAGCUGAAGAAGAGGAGAAAAAUAAGAUUAAGAAAGCAGACGACGAGCCCAAAAUCAAAGAACUGACAGACGAAGAGGCAGAGAGACUUCAGUCUGAAAUCGACAAGCAAAAGAAACAAGAGGAGAAGAAAGAGGCCACAAACACAAAUGCAGAAAUUCCACCUGAGAAAGCUGAGAAGGAAGGGAGAGAGAAGGGAGAGAAGGAGACUGAUUCCGAUGGAGAAGAAGAUGAGAAAGACAAGGACAAGAUUAAACCUAAUGCAGGCAAUGGAGCUGACCUGGCCAACUAUCGUUGGACACAAUCCCUGUCUGAAGUGGACCUGGUGGUGCCUUUUGAUGUGAAGUUCCGUAUGAAGGGGAAGGAUGUGGUGGUGGACAUCCAGCGUGGUGUGCUGAAGGUGGGUCUGAAGGGCCAUCCUCCUGUGAUCGAUGGACAGCUCUACAACCACGUCAAGGUGGAGGAGAGCUCCUGGCUCAUUGAGGACGGCAAGGUGGUCACCAUUCACCUGGAGAAGAUCAACAAGAUGGAGUGGUGGAAUAAGUUGGUGACCACGGAUCCAGAACUCAAUACAAAGAAGAUCUGUCCAGAGAACUCGAAGCUGUCAGAUCUGGAUGGGGAGACCCGUGGUAUGGUGGAGAAGAUGAUGUAUGAUCAGAGACAGAAGUCCAUGGGUCUACCCACCUCCGAAGAGCAGAAGAAACAAGACAUCCUCAAAAAGUUCAUGUCGCAGCACCCAGAGAUGGACUUCUCUAAAGCCAAGUUCAGCUAAGAGACGUCACUGUCGUUCCCCAGCCAACCCUCCAUACCCCUCUGCAGGAAAACGACGACUAUGAAUCCUCAUCAAAACCAACCUCCGGCGCCGAUCUUACAGUUGAAUUGAAUCUCUCUUCAUCACCCUUUCUCUCUUUCUUCAUCACCCUUUCUCUCUUUGUCUUCAUCACCCUUUUUGUCUUCCCAUUUCUGUAGUCCUAAAGUGAUGGGUUCUUGUUAGUCUCAUUCCUGUGACUGACAGAAACUUGACGACUGUAAUAACUCCCAUCUUUGUUGUGUUGCAUUUGUUACUGUGUUCUGGAUGUUUUAAAGAAAUGUUUGGAGUUUUUUCUUUUAAAAUAAAGGAAUUUAAACCACAUUCA